AUGGCGCCCAAGGACGACGACACCGACUCGGAGCCGGAAGCGGAAGCGAUGGACACCAGUUCACCAGCGGCAACGGCGACCAGACAUCGAAACGAUUCCGAAGACUUUGAGGGUCAACAAAACAACAACAGGAACAGUGGCCACAACCAGGAAGAGGAGGAGGAGGACACCGACACCGAGGCGCCAGCAGCAGCAGCAGCCGCCGCAGACGACGGCAACGCCACUGAGACGGAGAUGAACGCCGAGGAGGAACAGGAGCAACUACUGCUCCAAGAAAAGCAGUCCUCCUCUUCGAAAAAGCUGAAAAAACGAAAGCUUCGCGACUCAUCGGAAUCCUCAUCGGCAGUGGCAGCCUCCGCCGCAGGCAAACAGCGCAAAUCAAAGAAAAAGAAGCGCAAGAAGGCUGCCGCCGAGUACGAUUACGAUGACGAUGACGACGACUUUGACGACCUCGGGGACGACUUUGAGGAGGAGGUCCCGGGCGCCUACGGCUCCGCCCUCUACAACCCAUCGGCGCCGAUCAUCGACCCGAACACGGGACGGGCGGGCAGCACGCCCAAGUCGCGUCGUCUGAAGGUGAAGUCGCAGAAGACGGUGGCGGAGAUCUGCGCAGAGCACGGCCUGGUCGACGUCGACUACGAGUUCACCGACGUCGACUACCAGAACCUGACCAGCUACAAACUCUUCUCGCAGCACAUUCGCCCGCUGAUUGCCAAGUGCAAUCCAAAGAUUCAGAUGCCCAAGAUGACGACCUUCAUGAGCGCCAAGUGGCGGGAGUUUACCGCCGCCAUGCCCUCGACGAUGGCCGCGGCAGCGGCGGCCGCUGAAGCAGCAGCAGCAGCAACCGCGGCAGCAAACUCUGCUGAAGCAUCUGAAUCUGUCGCUGCUGCCGAUCUUCAGUCGCCCUCUGUUUUAGAAGAGGAGCCAAUGGACACCAGCCUCACCGAGCCAACGGGCAAAAAGUCGAAAAAGGGCAGCAGCAACUCUUCUUUUGCUGCAACAGCUACCGACGUUUCCGCCACCGUCGCCUCAACUUCCUCUACCAACAACAGCAACUCCAAGGGCAAAUCAGUGCCCACGCUGAAGAUCAAGCUGGGCGCGCUGAGCAAGCGAAAGCGAGCCGCAGCAGCGGCCGCCGCCGCCAGCUCCGAAGAGGAAGAGGACAGUCCCUCCGAGCUGAACAAGAGCGACGUCGAGUUUGAGGCGGCUCUGGAAGAGGCGCAGCUGCUCGCCUCGCCGCCGCCCUCCUCAAAGUCGGGCGGAAAGAGCAAGCACGGCAAAGGGGGCGGCUUCAAAAAGGGCAGCAGCCUGAGCAGCAAAAACAAAACUGGCGCUCGGAAGAAGACAAAGACGACGGACAGCUUCCCCGGGAGCAGUGCCAGCCGCGACGACUCCGACUACGAGAACGGUGGCUACGAGACCGACCACCAGGACUACUGCGAGGUGUGUCAGCAGGGCGGCGAGAUCAUCCUCUGCGACACCUGCCCGCGCGCCUACCACCUCGUCUGCCUGGAGCCGGAGCUGGAGGAGGCGCCCGAGGGCAAGUGGAGCUGCCCGCACUGCGAGGGCGAGGGCAUUCCCGACCAGCUCGAGGCGGAGGAGGCCAACAAGGAGGGGGGCACCGCGAAGGAGGCCAAGGACGACCACCACAUGGAGUUCUGCCGGGUGUGCAAGGACGGCGGCGAGCUCCUGUGCUGCGACCUCUGUCCCCUCGCCUACCACACGCACUGUCUGAACCCGCCGCUGCGAGGCGUGCCCGACGGCGAGUGGCGCUGUCCGCGGUGCUCGGUGGAGCCGCUGAAGGGCAAGGUGGCGAAGAUCAUGCACUGGCGAUUUGUGGAGAUUCCCGCGGAGGAGAGCGCUGAAGAGGAGGCAAGUCCUGCAACUGUCCCCAUCGCCCCUCCGAAGCGCAAGCCAGUGGUGCACAAGCUGCGCGAGUUCUUCGUCAAGUGGCACGACAUGAGCUACUGGCACUGCAGCUGGAUCACCGAGCUGCAGCUGGAGGUGCACCACCCCUCGCUGUACCGCAACUACUGCCGCAAGAACGACAUGGACGAGCCGCCACCGCUGGACGACGGCUCCAGCUACGGCGAGGGCGAGGUGACCGCUGCGACGGGCAUGAAGCGCAAAGCUCGCCGCCGCUACGACCGCUCCGACGUCAAUCUCGAGGAGAAGUACUACCGCUACGGCAUCCGCCCCGAGUGGCUCUGCAUCCACCGCAUCAUCAACCACAAGCCGCUUCGCUCCGGCGGCGGCAACCUCUACCUGGUCAAGUGGCGAGACCUCCCCUACGACCAGUGCAGCUGGGAGGCGGAGGACGGCGGCCCGGACUUUCAGAUCAGCGACAUGAAGAAGGCCAUCGACGACUACUGGGACCUGAGGGCGGCGGCGGAGUACGUCGCCAGCAGUGGAAAGAGCGGCUCAAAGGGAGGCAACAACCUUCGAAGCAAGGGCCGCGGCAAAGGUGGCAGUUCAAAGAGGAGCGAGAGCGAGCUGGAGGAGCAAACAUCUACUUCAACUACCACCACCCCCUCAACUCGUCGGUACAGUCCCCCGCCGGACAAGCCCACCGUCGACCUGAAGAGAAAGCUCGACCGCCAGCCGCCGUACAUUGACGCCACCGGCAUGGAGAUGCACCCCUACCAGCUGGAGGGCAUCAACUGGCUGCGCUACAGCUGGGCCCACCGCACUGACACCAUCCUCGCCGACGAGAUGGGCCUCGGCAAAACGAUCCAGACCAUCGCCUUCCUCUACUCGCUCUUCAAGGAGGGCCACUGCCGGGGCCCGUUCCUCGUCUCCGCCCCGCUCUCCACCAUCAUCAACUGGGAGCGCGAGUUUGAGGUAUGGGCGCCGGACUUCUACGUGGUCACCUACAUCGGCGACAAGGAGAGUCGGGCGGUGAUUCGCGAGCACGAGCUCAGCUUUGAGGAGGGGGCGGUGCGCGGGGGGCCAAAGGCGAGUCGCAUGCGCAAGGACUACCCCAUCAAAUUUCACGUCCUGCUGACCAGCUACGAGCUGAACUGCAUCGACGCCGCCACUCUGAGCAGCGUCGAGUGGCAGAUUCUGGUGGUGGACGAGGCGCACCGGCUGAAGAACAACCAGUCCAAGUACUUUCGCGUCCUCAACACCUACCGCAUCAACUACAAGCUGUUGCUGACGGGCACGCCGCUGCAGAACAACCUCGAGGAGCUCUUUCACCUGCUCAACUUUCUCAGCUCGGCCAACUUUCAUGACAUGCAGGGCUUCCUCAACGAGUUCGCUGACAUCAGCAAGGAGGACCAGGUGAAGAAGCUUCAUGACCUUCUCGGGCCCCACCUCCUGCGCCGCCUGAAAGCGGACGUGCUGAAGGGCAUUCCCGCAAAGAGCGAGUUCAUCGUCCGCGUCGACCUGGCGCCCAUGCAGAAGAAGUACUACAAAUACAUUCUGACGCGCAACUUUGAGGCGCUCAACUCGAAGGGCGCCGGCGGCCACCAGGUCUCCCUCGUCAACAUCAUGAUGGACCUGAAGAAGUGCUGCAACCACCCGUACCUCUUUCCGGGCGCGGCGGCGGAGGCGCCCAAGCUGCAGAACGGCGCCUACGAGGUGAAGGCGCUGACGAAGGCCUGCGGCAAGCUGAUUCUCAUGCAGCGAAUGCUGCGCCAGCUCGCCGACCAGGGCCACCGCGUGCUGGUCUUCUCGCAGAUGACCAAGAUGCUCGACAUUCUGGAGGACUUUCUCGAGGGGGAGAACUACAAGUACGAGCGCAUCGACGGCGGCAUCACCGGCUCCCUCCGCCAGGAGGCCAUCGACCGCUUCAACGCGCCCGGCGCGCAGCAGUUCUGCUUUCUCCUCUCGACGCGAGCCGGCGGCCUGGGCAUCAACCUCGCCACCGCCGACACCGUCAUCAUCUACGACAGCGACUGGAAUCCGCACAAUGACAUUCAGGCAUUCAGUCGGGCGCACCGCAUCGGCCAGGCGAACAAGGUCAUGAUCUACCGCUUUGUGACGAGGGCCUCCGUGGAGGAGCGCAUCACCCAGGUGGCGAAGAAGAAGAUGAUGCUCACCCACCUGGUGGUCCGCCCGGGCAUGGGCAGCCGGGCGAGUGCCGCCAUGUCCAAGCAGGAGCUGGACGACAUUCUCCGCUUCGGCACGGAGGAGCUCUUCAAGGACGAGGAGGGCGUGACGGAGGGCGAGGGCAGACAGACGGAGAUUCACUACGACGACAAGGCCGUCGGCGAGCUGCUGGACCGCUCCAAGGAGGGCAUCGAGCAGAAGGAGAUGUGGGCCAAUGAGUACCUGAGCAGCUUCAAGGUGGCCAGCUACCAGACGAAGGACGCAGAGGAGGAGGAGGAGGACGGCCCGGAGACGGAGAUUCUCAAGCAGGAGGCGGAGAGCGCCGACCCCGCCUACUGGGAGAAGCUGCUCCGCCACCACUACGAGCAGCAGCAGGAGGACCUGGCGAGGACGCUCGGAAAGGGAAAGCGCCUGAGAAAGCAGGUCAACUACAAUGACGGAGGAGGCGGUGGUGGAAGUAACCUGGGAGGCUCACAGGACGACCAGAACUGGCAAGAGAAUGUCUCCGACUACAAUUCGGACUUUUCGGCGAACUCAGACGAUAACGAAGACGACGAGUACGACGACAAUCGCGAGGAGAAGGGCUUUCUCCGGCGCAAGGGCCGCAAUGAAAAGGACCGCCCGCUGCCGCCACUGCUCGCCCGCGUGGGCGGCAGUAUUGAGGUCUUGGGCUUCAACGCUCGCCAGCGCAAGGCCUUCUUCAAUGCGAUCAUGCGCUACGGAAUGCCGCCGCAAGACGCCUUCAACAGCCAGUGGCUGGUGCGCGAUCUGCGCGGCAAGUCGGAGCGCAACUUCUGGGCCUACGUGUCGCUCUUUAUGCGCCACCUCUGCGAGCCGGGGGCGGACCACGCGGAGACCUUCGCCGACGGCGUCCCCCGGGAGGGCAUCAGUCGGCAGCACGUGCUGACGCGCAUCGGCGUCAUGUCGCUGAUCAGGAAGAAGGUGACUGAGUUUGAGCACACCAACGGCCAUGUCAGCAUUCUCAACGCCAUCCUCGGACUGGAUGGAGGUAGUGGGGAAGGAGGACUCAACGGCGGAGAAGGACUUUCCACAAACGGCUCUGGCUCGGCGGCGGAAGAGGGCGCUGACCAGAGCUCAUCGGGGCCCAGCUCAUCGGCAACUCCAACGCCUCAAAUCAAAAAGGAGGAGGAGGAAAAUGAUGAUGACGACGGUGAGACAAAUGCCGAUGACUUGAGCUCAAAAGCCAAGGAGUCGCCGGUAGUGGCCAAGGAGGACGAGGCCUCCUCAAAGAGCGGCGGCAAGGACAGCAAGGAGAAAGAGGAAAAGGACAACAAGGAGAACCUGACCAACAGCGAGGCGAACAACCUGGAAAACGGAGGAGGGGUGAGCAGCAAACAGCAGCAGCUGCUGGCGGCCAUCAGCAGCGAGCAGAAGAAGGUAGGCAAGUUUCUCUUCAACAUUGCCGAUGGCGGCUUCACCGAGCUGCACUCGCUGUGGGCAAACGAGGAGAAGGCGGCAGUGCCGAACCGGGAGAUGGAGAUCUGGCACCGCCGGCACGACUACUGGCUCCUGGCGGGCAUCAUCAAGCACGGCUACGGCCGAUGGCAGGACAUUCAGAAUGAUCCCAUCUUUAGCAUUAUCAAUGAGCCCUUCAAGAUGGACGCCGGCAAGGGCAACUUUCUGGAGAUCAAGAACAAGUUCCUCGCGCGGCGCUUCAAGCUGCUGGAGCAGGCGCUGGUGAUUGAGGAGCAGCUGCGGCGGGCCGCCUACCUCAACCUGACGCAGGAUCUCAACCACCCGGUGAUGGCGCUGAACAGCCGCUUCAGCGAGCUGGAGUGCCUCGCAGAGUCCCACCGCGAGCUGGCCAAGCAGGGCGAGUCGCUGCUGGCCAGCAAGCCGGUCAACGCCGUCCUCCACAAGGUGCUCAACCAGCUGGAGGAGCUGCUGUCAGACAUGAAGUCGGACGCGAGUCGCCUGCCCGCCGCACUGGUGCGCAUUCCCUCCGUCAGCCAGCGGCUGCAGAUGUCGGAACGAGUGAUUCUCUCUCGACUGACCACACAACCUCAGCCGCAGCCCUUCAAUGUUGCCGCCGGUGGCGGAAACAUUCAUGGUGGUGGUGUUGGUGGAAGCCAGGCCGCCGGACUGACGGCUUUUAGCAACCUGGCAGCGGCGGCAGCGGCUGCGGCCGCAGCAGCUGCUGCUGGCAAGUUGUAA
This is a messenger RNA of Rhagoletis zephyria (snowberry fruit fly), 6228 nucleotides long. NCBI's taxonomy places the organism in Eukaryota, Metazoa, Arthropoda, Insecta, Diptera, Tephritidae. The record is from RefSeq and is a predicted model, not a curated record.